AUGACAGAAAAGAAGAAAGGGGCCUCGAAAGGAAAGGGUAGAGCAACGGCGGUGGCGAAGCAACGGACACUUUUGGAUAUGUUUCCAAAGCCCGUCACGGCGGUGAAAGAGGGUGAAAGUAGUUCCACAGGUUCUGCCUUUACCCCGGUGGAGAGUGGUGGGAUCUUCCCAUUGGAGACCAACCGUCUGGUUGACCAUGGAACAGCACCAGCCAUACCCCUUAUUGAGCUUUCUGACUCUGAAGUCUCGUCAGGAGAUGUACUGCCGGACCCCAUCAUUAUCGAGGACACUCCUCCACCGCCCUCAUCCGCUCCUCCCACAGAAGCAAGCUCGCCACUCUCGCAGGCCGAAGAUUCCUUUGCGCAUGGCUCGAGCCCCUCGGCCCCUAUUGUCAUCGAUUCGUCCCCUGUUAAAUCCCGUUCAACUCCCCCUCCACCGAUGGCCAUUCAUCCAUUUUUCGCUCCAAGGGCUGCUCUCAGACGUCCAGAACCUCCCCCCUCGCCGUCCAAACUGAGGAAAUGGACUGUACCCUAUCCGGACAGACAUGCACAACAUGUCAGAGGUCCUCAAACUGCGUCGCUUCCGUCCAAGAGCUUACAUCCCUCUCGGCCGAGAGUCACCAACCCUGUUUCAGUGGACCCUACUUUCACAUUUCUUCGCAGAUCCAUCUCUCCCGAAUCUAAUUAUACACCAACGAAUGCCUGUCCUUCUUCAAGAGCCGCAACGGUGACGAUCGAAAGCUCACUGGAUUCUAUUCCGAAAGAACACAUCCGCCGUCACCCUUCCAUCUCUCGAGUAAUCGACCUUAUUCAGUUCGACAGCGAUCUUCCACACUCUCCUUGUGAGGCGUGGACGGAGAGGUGGAGACCUCGCACUGCCGACCAUAUUCUUGGGAAUGAAGAGAGUGCUCGAUAUCUUCGUAGAUGGCUUCUUGCACUCAAACUACAAACCGAUGCACCCACGACAUCCUUAUCCAACGAGAGAUCGACGUCGAAGAAGGCUGCCGGCACUCGAACGACUAAAAGGCCUCGAGUUAUUACAGAGAUCGUGCGGGGCCGAGCAAGAAAGCGGGCCAAAGUGGAUUCGGAUGAUGAAGACGAUUGGAUCGUGUAUUCAGAUGAAGAGGACGUGGUGACGGACUACGCAGCUUCUUCCGAUGUUGAAGACGACUUUCUCGCACCGAUAAGUGAACCAGUGUCUUCUCCCGCGAAUCCAACUCCGCCACCUGCCACGACCCAGGAUCUCGGGGAGCUACAUAAUACGAUCCUGUUGGUCGGUCCACCAGGGACUGGGAAGACGGCCAGUGUGUAUGCGUGUGCAGAAGAAUUGGGAUGGGAGGUCUUCGAGGUUUACCCAGGGAUAGGGAAACGUAGUGGCGUCAACAUCGAACACCUCGUGGGCGAGGUGGGCAAGAACCAUCUAGUUCGACAACGGCCUCAUGGUCGCCACGAUUUCUUCACGGUUUUGUCUCCUACCAAGCGGAAAGCCAAUCCCAAGCCACCGUCAGAACAUUCGCAGAGCAACCAUGUUCUUCCCAAUGGAAUCGAUUCCACAAAGGACCCCCAAAUUCCUGAUGACGAAAAUCCGCAAAUGGCGCAGUCACUGAUACUGCUCGAAGAGGUUGACAUCUUGUUCAAGGAAGACAGCAACUUUUGGUCUACGGUUAUCAAGAUCAUCAAGGAAUGCAGACGACCAGUUAUCUGCACAUGUAAUGAUGUAUCGCUGGUGCCUGUGUUAGAUUUGCCGAUCCAGAAAGUGCUUAAUUUCGAACCCUGUCCGCCGGAUGUAGCGGUAUCGUAUCUCCAAAGCAUUGCAUGCGCAGAAGGUCGGCCGGCAACGAGAGAAGGUUUAAUGCGGCUCCUUGAAAUGCGGAAGGCCUCUAUGGAGGACGAACCGGGAACUAGGCAUUGGCUCGUGGCUCAAGCUACCUGUGACCUUCGACACGCUAUUAACCUGUUGCAGGUCACACUGGGAACAGGUCCGCCGCAGUUAGGCUCCGCAACCACACCAUUGGAUGAGACUGGUGUUCCUGGUCCGUCUAAUGAUGAUCACCCAAGACAGGCUCCGGCGGACGAAGAACGCGCCCUCUUGCAUGACAAGGAGAAGAUUUUGGGAUUUUGGAAGGAGGUCGCGCACGAGGCAGAAACGCGAUCGUUUCUCGACAGUCAAAUGGCUCAAGGCUUUACUGGCGUUCCUUCGAUCGACGACAAUUACUUGCCCUCAGAAGAUGAUGAAUUGGGGCACCCUAUUUUGUUCGAGACAUCGACAGACAACUCGCUUCCAACCACCUACACACGCCAUGUGCAAAUUCAGUCUCUUCUCCAGAAAUCACUCCCAUGUCGACUUGGUAUGGGAAAUGCAGAUGCAGAAGCGGCAACGAUGCUGGCGAAGGCCAACAUGUAUAAGAUGCACUUGAGCCAUGUGCUUCAUGAUGUAUGCCCAAUGACAGUCUGGAGUCUGCCCCUGCCGCGUUUGUACGUGGACUAUGCCCCCUACAUCAAGCAGGUUGCGGAAGCAGAUGAUGCGCAGGCGGAAGCGACUAUCCAGCGAGUGCAAGAAAGAGGAGGAAGAAGGACACGAAACAGCGGUAAAUCGGAGUAUGUUCGGAUAUUACAACUGAGCGAUCUAGGGCGAGGUAGUAUCUCGAGGAUAUGUUUCGAGGAUUAA
Coprinopsis cinerea okayama7#130 is the source of this 2667-nucleotide messenger RNA. RefSeq lists its product as hypothetical. The transcript has 5 exons. NCBI's taxonomy places the organism in Eukaryota, Fungi, Basidiomycota, Agaricomycetes, Agaricales, Psathyrellaceae. Gene Ontology annotation, molecular function: ATP hydrolysis activity; ATP binding; DNA binding. Gene Ontology annotation, cellular component: nucleus. Bases 1 to 2667 code for a protein of 888 amino acids. The record is from RefSeq and is a predicted model, not a curated record.